Molecule: messenger RNA, 936 nt
Organism: Elephantulus edwardii (Cape elephant shrew)
Lineage: Eukaryota; Metazoa; Chordata; Mammalia; Macroscelidea; Macroscelididae
Product: olfactory receptor 14J1-like
Exons: 1
Coding region: 1-936 (311 amino acids)
Biological process (GO): G protein-coupled receptor signaling pathway
Cellular component (GO): membrane
Molecular function (GO): G protein-coupled receptor activity; odorant binding; olfactory receptor activity
Source: RefSeq, a predicted model, not a curated record
AUGGCAAACAAUACAAUGAGUGGAUUUCUCCUUGUGGGCUUUUCUGAAAUUCGUGAGCUACAGAUUUUACAUGCUUUCCUGUUCUUGGUGAUGUACCUCUUAAGCUUGGCAGGUAACUUCAUCAUUAUCAUCAUCACCACAUUGGAUCAUCAACUCCAAUCACCAAUGUAUUACUUCUUAAAGCACCUUUCCCUCCUGGACCUCUCCGUCAUUUCUGUCACUGUUCCUCAGUCUAUUACCAAUUCUCUGUUGGACGAUGGCUCUAUUUCCUACAGUCAGUGCGUACUCCAGGUUUUCUUCUUCACAGCUUUGGCUGGGGCUGAAGUGUCCAUUCUUACAGUGAUGUCUUAUGAUCGUUACAUAGCCAUCUGCUCUCCACUGCAUUAUGAAAUCGUUAUGAAUCCUAGUAAGUGUAAGUGGGCUGUGAUGGCUGUGUGGCUAAGCGGAGGCAUCUCUGGAACAUUGUACACAUCAGCCACAUUCUCUAUCGUAUUCUGUAGAGCCCGAAUAAUCCACCAGUUCUUUUGUGAUGUCCCCCAAUUACUAAAGCUCACCUGUUGCAAUGAUUACCUUAGAGUGAUUGGAGUGGCAGCUUUCAUGUCUUUGAUGGCUUGCUUCUGCUUCACCUUCAUUGUCUUCUCCUACAUUCACAUCUUCUCUACAGUUCUGAGAAUACCUUCUGCUGAGGGCCAAUCCAAGGCCUUCUCUACUUGUCUGCCCCACCUCUUUGUUGUUACAAUUUUUGUUACUACAGGCAUAUGUGAAUUCCUAAAACCAGCUACAGAAUCCCCAACAGUUUUUGACCUUGCAAUUUCUAUCUUCUACACAGUAAUACCUCCAUCACUCAAUCCUAUUAUCUACAGCUUAAGGAAUGAUGCCCUGAAGGAAGCUUUCAGAAAGUUAUUGUUGGGAGAAGAAUACAUCAGAAGAAAAUAA